AAAUCACGACUGUAUGCCAAUAUGCGCGACACUGACUGAAUGGAACAAAAGCUCGAAGAAAAGUAGGAGAACUCUUUCACGACCCUGGUGGCAGUCUCCAGUCUGUUGACGGUCUGACGGCGCCGGUUCUGGCUUUCACUUCACCACGCAAAAGGGACUUGUGAGCGCUGUCAUUGUGAGAAUCUGAUCAUUAGGCCGAAGAAAAGCAGACAAAAGCCUUCAAGAGCCUGGGACAUAAGAUACGGGCUCUUUGAGUUUGAGCAAGUUGCCCCCCAUCCGCGCCAACGAGACCUUGGACCAGGCCUAGGUACGCCUGACGCGAUUCUGAGCCUCUCGACCUACGACCAGAAUCACUUCAAUAAUCCUGUAUUCAUCUUUGUCUCAUUGAACAGAGUACAAUAUGGUAUCGCUUGCAUCCUUCCCCAAUGAACUUCUCAUUGCAAUCCUCACCCAAGCCGCAUACGUGCGCAGUAUCAAACGCGCUUUACGAUUAAGACUUGUCUGUAAACGCUUUGCUGAUACCGCCACCACCGCCAUCUUCAACUCCGGCAUCCUCGACCGCGAAGAAAUGUCAGACCGCAUCUGCAGAGCCCCAAACUUCUGGGCAGAGUAUCUUGCGUACCAAACGCUCAAGCAUGUCGGCCAAAAGAGCCGAGACAUGAAAAAAGUGAUCCUUGUCGCGCAGCAUAUCUGCCGUCAUCGCCUCAGCUCUGCAGAUAGAACGUGUGUUACAGCAGGAGCCGUUACCGACGAUGAACUAAGAGAAUGCGUGCUUGACCUUUGCAAAAUGCUAACCAUAUUGUACAACGUAACAUUCAGCUAUGAAUCAUGGCUUGCUGCUGAAUCCGCAGACGCGGUCGAAGGAGAGGAAGACGUGUCAUCCCUCGAAUUCGGGCGCCAUCUUCUCAGCGCCGCAGCUUGGAUGGGUGAGGAAAGCCUCGUCGUCAAACUGGUGGGAGAAGGCUGCAAUUAUUGGGAUUACCACCUGCGCCCCAGAUUUUUACAUCCCCUCCGAGCCGCGUCCUAUCGCGGCCACGUUGACAUCGUCAGAUUUCUGAUGGUCGACGAUUCCGGCGAUGCUCCACACCCAUACACGCGCCGCUGUAUGAUCGUCAAUUUCGCCAUGCUAAACAGCCAUAUGGAGUUGCUCGCCCUCACUCUGGAUCCUACGUGGCACAGCGGCCCAGUUCCGCCAGAAUGCAUCCAGACACUACAACUCUCGGCGCUGAUUUCGGUCGGUACGCUGGAACCGUUUGUACGGCUGUUGGAGAGCGCUAAAGCGCACAUCACCAAUUAUAAGACAAAAUGGAUUCCUCAUCGGAUCGGCGUUGCAGUAACAGCGGGUCAAGCAGAUAUCGUGAGGUAUUUGAUUGAGAAAGAGGGGGCGGAGGAUCAUAAACAUGAUGGGAACGAUGUCUCGUUAUUCCAGUCUUACUGUCCAGUCGAACUUGUAAAGGGCCGGAGACUACGACAAAGAGACGUCACCCUGCUCAGUCGCGCUGCCCGAGCCGGGUUUGUAGAUCUCGUCCGGGUCUUUCUCGAUGCCGGAGUAAAGCACGACCAUGCGAUCGAAUUCGCGGCAAUGUGUGGAUCGAGGACAAUCGUAAGGUUGCUGCACGAGCAUGGGCAGAAUACAGAUGACGCCAUGCAGGGGGCACUCGCCAUGGCGGUGGACAGGGAAGAUACCGCCAUGUUCAACCUUCUGGAAGGGUUAGGAGCCAAGCUCGACGAUGACGUAAGGGCGGCGGUGGUGAGAAAGGCGCAGGAAGAGGGACUUGAGUCAAUGGUCGAAAUGCUAGGUAAAGACGGAAACGCACCUUACAAAGGAAGGACAUGAUUGAAGGCUGUAUAAACACGAAGACAUUUAACGAGUACCCUCACCGAAAAAAUGCAAGGUGAAUUUGGUAGUCAGCAGAUUUAGUAAGAUAACUCGUGCCUUCCUGAACCCUAAAACGAAGUCUACAAACCGGUGACAUCACGUUUAGUAUAUUACAUAGAAUUAGCAAAGCCUAC
Messenger RNA from Dothidotthia symphoricarpi CBS 119687, 2013 nucleotides. RefSeq lists its product as uncharacterized. The record is from RefSeq and is a predicted model, not a curated record. The transcript has 4 exons. The coding region runs from base 401 to 1837 and encodes 478 amino acids. NCBI's taxonomy places the organism in Eukaryota, Fungi, Ascomycota, Dothideomycetes, Pleosporales, Dothidotthiaceae.